AUGAUCAGAGCAGUGUUUCUGAUUCUGAGCUGGAGAGAGCUAGCCCCAACGAAAUCUUGGGAUGAGGUUCCUCUGGACCAUGAGUCAAAUGAGAACCAUACAGAUGGACCAGAAGAAGAAAAAGACAAUGAAGAGGAAGAGACAAAAGGAGAAGAAAAGGAAAGAAAGGCUGAGGAAGCACAUCCACGUGCAGUUCCGUCUUCUGAGAUCAUUCCUAGUUGUGACAAGGAGAAGGACAAUGACAGCACGGACAAGAACGCUUUGUCUCAAGAUAGACUUGACAUAACAGAAGAUGAUAAAGACAUUCAACAAACACUUGUGACACCUGCUAAGUGGACAAUUUCUUCACGUAAACGUGCAAGAAGGCACAAACUACAGCCAAAGUUAACAGACACAGUAAUACAUAGCAAUGACUUGAAAAAUAAAGUGAGAGAAAGCAAAAAAGACCAACAAAAGAAAAAGAAAGCAGAAAAGGUCAACGACAGAAGAGAACUAUCAGGUGUGUCGAAAAGUGUUAUGGAAACCUCAUAA
This is a messenger RNA of Haliotis rubra (blacklip abalone), 531 nucleotides long. RefSeq lists its product as uncharacterized. The transcript has a single exon. The record is from RefSeq and is a predicted model, not a curated record. Bases 1 to 531 code for a protein of 176 amino acids. NCBI's taxonomy places the organism in Eukaryota, Metazoa, Mollusca, Gastropoda, Lepetellida, Haliotidae.